Trichoplax adhaerens is the source of this 798-nucleotide messenger RNA. RefSeq lists its product as uncharacterized. Bases 1 to 798 code for a protein of 265 amino acids. NCBI's taxonomy places the organism in Eukaryota, Metazoa, Placozoa, Uniplacotomia, Trichoplacea, Trichoplacidae. The transcript is spliced from 7 exons. Gene Ontology annotation, cellular component: membrane. The record is from RefSeq and is a predicted model, not a curated record.
AUGAAGAUCUCAACUUAUGAAGACAAGGGCGUUGCUUGCGCUCAAUAUUUCCUCUUAUUCUUCAACUUGAUGUUGUGGGUUGUUGGCGGUAUUAUGUUUGGUCUUGGUAUCUACUUCCAUGUCCACCAUGAUGUCUACUCCACCUUGACAUCAGAAACUUACUUCAUCGGUGCUAACCUCCUUAUAGCUGGUGGCGUACUCUUGAUUGUGGGUGGCUUUUUUGGUUGCUGUAGCACCUUAUGGGAUAACCAAUUGGCUCUCAUAGGCUUCAUCUUCUACUUGGUCAUUUGUCUAAGCUUAGAAAUUGCUACAGCUGUUUUUGGUUAUCAAGGCACACCAAGCUUGCAAGCUAUUGCAUUAAAGCACAUGACACAAGAUGUUGAUACUAAAUACCACACCAUGAAGAAUGUUCGAGAUGCAAUGGAUCGCCUUCAAUCUACGCGCCAUUGUUGUGGUUAUAAUGGCUACCAAAAUUGGGCUGCUUCAACAUGGGCUAAGAAUGGAACUGCUGACGGCAAACUAAAGGGUCCAUAUCCAGUGCCUGCAUCAUGUUGUAAUACAACCAUGGUCAAGUCGAAUUCACCUGCUGCAUGUACCAAACUCUACGAUUAUGGCAAAAAUACUCAAUACAUUUAUACACAAGGUUGCUUUCCUAGAUACAAAGACGAUAUUGUGAUGUUCAUGUAUUCAAUAGGCGCUUUUGGUAUCGGUGUGUCGUUAUUUCAGAUUCUAGGUAUUAUAUUAGCAUUUGUUCUGUUUUUCAGCUUAAGUAGCACUCAGGGCUAUAAAUACAUCUAA